Adineta ricciae is the source of this 2073-nucleotide messenger RNA. The record is from the annotation of a GenBank genome assembly. Lineage: Eukaryota; Metazoa; Rotifera; Eurotatoria; Adinetida; Adinetidae.
AUGACGUCCUCAGCAUCAGUCGGGCCAAAUGCGAAUACCGAAAAGAAACAAUAUCUGUGCCUCUUCCAUGCAAUUACAUCUGGAUUAUUGGCUGACAAUCUUGGGUCUGAUGAACAGGAAAUCAUCGAGAUGAUCUACUUGAUUAUUGAUAUCGAAGGAAAACAAACUGUAGGUUUACAACGCGAAUACAUUCGAUCUUCUUAUACGCACGUAUUGACGGAUGAAUGUAAAGAAAUCAGUGGCAUCGACGAAACAUUGGUCUUCUCAUCGGAGUUGAAUCUCGAUGGAGCAUUGCGAAAAUUUGAUAUAUUUUUACGUGAGAAUACGGGAGUAAAUGUGACAUUCGUUUGUGAAAAUUGUCUUCAUUUACGUCAAUGUUUACAUCCAGAAAGUGCGAAAAAGUCAAUAUCUUUACCUAACUAUUACUGGAAAUAUUUUGAUUUAAGACUGGAAUUUGAAAAGAUGUAUAAAACUUCCGAAUGUCAGAAUUUAAUUUCUAUGUCUGAAAAAUUAAAUCUUUGUCCUAUAUCCGAAACUGAUUACUGUAUGCGACAUAUUAAACUUAUGGAACUGAUCGUUCAUCAAAUGUUAAACGAUGGUAGAUUUUCCUUAGUCUCAAUUCGUUGUUUUGAUUCUGUCUAUCUCUCUGCAGGACAUCACUUCAAAGAACCUGAAAGUAUUAUGAUCAAUUUACAGCAAGGCAUAUGUUCUAUGGAGGACAAUAUCGAAGAAAGUACAGUCGUUCGUGCACGCGGAUUACCAUGGCAAUGCACCGAUCAAGAUGUUGCGAAAUUUUUCCGUGGUCUUAAUAUUGAAAAGGGUGGUGUUGCUCUUUGUCUUAGUACUCAGGGACGUCGUAAUGGCGAAGCUUUGGUUCGUUUCUCUACUGUUGAACAUCGUGAAUUAGCAUUACGCCGUCAUAAACAUCAUAUUGGCCAACGUUACAUAGAAGUUUACAAAGCAAGUGGACGUGAUUUUCUCAAUGUCGCUGGAGAUUAUUUAAAAAGAUCGAAUUCAGAAGCUCAAGCUUUCCUACAACGUGAUGGUCAAGUGAUUAUUCGUAUGCGUGGUUUACCAUUUGAUGCAACUGCGAAAGAUGUGAUCGAAUUUUUUACGCGUGGUGAUAUACCAACUUAUGUUGUUGACGGUGAAGAAGGCGUGUUGUUUGUUCACUAUCCCGAUGGACGAAGUACAGGUGAUGCGUUCGUCAUGGUCAAAACAGAAAAUGAAGCAUCACAAGCGCUGCUUAAACAUAAAGAAACGAUGGGUGCGCGAUAUAUCGAAUUAUUUCGAAGUACAACAGCUGAAGUUCAACAAGUUUUUCGACGAAGUCAAGAUCCGAAGAAUUUCCAAACAUCAUUGAAAGACAUUCCAUAUGCACCGUUACCUAUUCUACCACCGGAAAUGUUAACCGGUGGUAAUAAAAAAGAUUGUAUUCGAGUUCGUAAUCUACCAAUUGAAUGUGGUAUCGAACAAAUCUUGGAAUUUCUCGGUAUUCAUGCACAACAUAUCAUUGCACAAGGUGUUCAUAUGGUUUAUAAUGCACAUGGUCAACCAUCAGGUGAAGCAUUUAUUCAAAUGGAUUCCGAAAGUGCUUCAUUUAAUGCAGCGGCACAUAAGAAUAAUAAAUAUAUGUUUUUCAAUGGUAAAAAACGAUAUAUUGAAGUUCUUCAAUGUUCAGGUGAAGAUAUGAAUCAAAUUUUACUUGGUCUUGUUCCAUCGAAUUUAAUUCCAACGAAUCUUCAGCGACCAGCAAUGUAUUCAUCUCAUCGAGCCACAUCACUCGUGCCAAUGUCGACUUUACCACCACAGAUGCUUUCACCGAACAUGUCGAUGUCCUUAGCACCUCCAAAUCAGUCUUCAACAAUACCGAACAUACCACUAACAUCCACAAUUCCUUCAACUUCAUCAGCACCGACUAUGAACGGUCUACAUCCGAAUGCUACUUUUUAUCCCAUGCAAGUUUUCUACUAUCCAACACCAUCGAUAUCGCCAUCGAUCUAUCUGCAAGCAGGACAAAUGCAUCCGACACCAAUGACCUUUGUUUUACGAGGAGAAGCUGGUCAAUACUAA